UAUAUAAUAAUUUUCAAUUCAACCGUUUCUCCGUGUUGAACUCUAGGCCUUUUUAAUCUAUGCCUUCAUUUCUCAGAUUCUUCUAAAGAAAAAUUUCGCUUUUCUCUCUACUUCAAAACUUUUGAUAAUCUUCUUUAAACUUUCUUCUUCGAUCUCUCUUUGUUAACUUUCUUUCGUUACGUCUCUCUCGUUCUCGUUAUUUCUUAUUCUCAGAUCUUGGAUUCACGACCAUCUCGAUCGUUGACCGUCGAAUUUGGGUUCGGCUAAAAAUCCAAUCUUUUUUUUUCCGGUGAGAAGCUCGAGAGAGUAUAUAAUUUAAUAAAGGGUACGUACGAUUUUGGUUGAGUGUUUUGAUGAUGUUGACCCAAUUUGUUGGGGUGUGAAGUAUACUUAUGGAACUGAUUGUCACAAUACAAGAAGAACAACAUCAUCAACAAACAAGAAUAAUAAGAUGACACUUUAUAUUCGUCGUGAAUCUUCCAAGCUAUGGAAGAGAUUUUGCUCUGAGAUAUCGACGGAGAUUGGUCUUCUUGCUGAGAACUGGAAAUAUCUUCUCGCUGGUCUUAUCUGUCAGUACAUUCAUGGUUUAGCUGCUAAAGGAGUUCAUUAUAUUCAUCGCCCGGGACCGACACUUCAGGAUCUUGGCUUCUUUCUUCUUCCGGAGCUUGGUCAAGAGAGAAGCUACAUAAGUGAAACCGUGUUCACUAGUGUGUUUCUUUCGUUUUUCCUGUGGACUUUCCAUCCAUUCAUUCUGAAAACCAAAAAGAUAUACACCGUUUUGAUAUGGUGCAGAGUUCUAGCAUUCUUAGUUGCCUGCCAGUUUCUCCGUGUUAUAACUUUCUAUUCAACUCAGCUUCCUGGCCCUAACUAUCACUGCCGUGAGGGCUCUAAAGUUUCUAGGUUGCCAUGGCCCAAAAGCGCUCUUGAGGUUCUCGAGAUUAACCCUCAUGGGGUGAUGUAUGGAUGCGGAGACCUGAUUUUCUCAUCGCACAUGAUAUUCACUCUAGUCUUUGUCCGUACUUACCAGAAAUAUGGCACUAAAAGGUUCAUAAAGCUGUUUGGGUGGCUCACUGCAAUUGUGCAGAGCCUCUUGAUCAUUGCCUCUCGUAAACAUUACAGUGUCGAUGUAGUUGUUGCAUGGUAUACUGUGAAUUUGGUGGUGUUCUGUCUAGACAAGAAAUUACCAGAAUUACCAGAUCGGACUGCUGUGUUGCUCCCAGUAAUCUCAAAAGACAGAACAAAAGAAGAGAACCACAAGCUGUUGAAUGGAAACGGUGUUGACCCUGCUGAUUGGAGACCGAGGGCUCAGGUGAACGGGAAGAUUGACAGCAACGGAGUUCACACGGAUAACACAAUGAAUGGCGCGUGAAAAGAUCUAAUUAUAUGAAAAGAUGGACAGCAACAGUGUGUAGUUUUUAUCUGCUGUGAUGAAGAAAAUAUCACAAUUCUUGGCUUAAGAUUUCCUUGUAAGCAUUUUUUGUUAUAGACUUUACAACAGUAGUCAUGGAUAUUGUUAGCCCGUGCCACUCCGGUUUUCUGGAAUUGGCAACCCACAAAUGAUUGUCGUCUGUGAUAUUAAUAUAUAUACCCAACUAUAUUGUGGAAAAAAAAAACAAAUACCCAACUAUAUAAAAUAUAUCAUGAUUACAUGACUAUAUAAAAAUCAUCAUCAACUUGCUAGAACUCGAAUUACAUGGGUAAAGGUCCUGUUAUUUUGAGUCAUUAAGUAGACAAGAAUUGGUGUUUCUUUUGUUCUAGUAGAUCAAGUCUCAAUUGUAUUCGGAUCUUGAGUUAUGCGGUGUUGUUUUUCCAGCACGGGAGAGGAGGAGGUUAUGGGUUGGUUUUAUAACGAUUCAAGAGUGCGGAGGUGACUAGCUGAGUUUCGAGGAGUCUCGGGAAAAGGGAAGACGAACAAGAAUGUUGUUAGCCUUCUUUACAGUGGUAGAAACCUCUAUGAUUUGUUUCGUUGACCAAAUUCUUUUGCCUCACUCAUUGUAUGAUCAAAGAAAGUGAAAUUUUGUACCCAUAAUU
Messenger RNA from Arabidopsis thaliana (thale cress), 2031 nucleotides. RefSeq names its product Inositol phosphorylceramide synthase 2 (gene AtIPCS2). The record is from RefSeq and is marked reviewed. The transcript is spliced from 12 exons. Gene Ontology annotation, molecular function: phosphotransferase activity, for other substituted phosphate groups; inositol phosphoceramide synthase activity. Gene Ontology annotation, cellular component: Golgi apparatus. The coding region runs from base 452 to 1369 and encodes 305 amino acids. Lineage: Eukaryota; Viridiplantae; Streptophyta; Magnoliopsida; Brassicales; Brassicaceae.